AUGGCGGAUGAAGAUAGGAACUAUCUGGCUCACACAGACACUGCUGGCUCUGAGGCUGAAUUUCCCAUCACCAGCGCCAGACGGGAACACGGUGGCAACUACACCUGUCGUUAUCAUGACAAAUCAGGAAUCUACUCGGAGGCCAGCGACCCUGUGCAGAUCAUUGUAGCAGAGCCCAGCUACCCCAAACCCAACAUCACCCUGAGCCCCAGUGGGGCGGUCUCCCUGCGGGGAGCCAUAAUUGUCCAGUGUCGGGGCCAGCGCCGGGGCAUGCGGUUUGUGCUGAACAAAGAGCGACGCCAUUUCCCAUUUGUGGAUUCGAAAGGGUUUGAGGCUGUGUUUACCAGCAGCAACGUGCGCCGGGAGGACGGCGGGAGCUACAGCUGCUUCUAUCACAGCAGAUCGGAGCCGUUCACCGUGUCAUACCCCAGCGACCCCGUGGAGCUGGUGGUGAGAGAUCCCAGCUUACCCAGCCCCUCCAUCUCUCUAAGCCCCACUGGGGUCACCGCCCUAGGGGCAGACGUCACCAUCCAGUGUCAGGGGCAGCGCCGGGAUGUGAGGUUCUUCCUGCACAAGGCUGGAGACCUGAACCUGCAGCGACACGUGGACCCUGCUGGGGACGUGGCCAAAUUCCGGAUCUGCAACGUGGACUGGCAGCAUGGAGGGAACUACAGCUGCAGCUACCGGCACCGAUCACAGCCCUUCGUCUCAUCAUACCCCAGCAGCUCUGUGGAGCUGGUGGUAGCAGGCGGAUCGAAAUCGCUGGCACCUCCGGGUCUGACCAGCCCCAUCAUCGCUGGGGUGAGCGCAGCGGCCACCGUCCUCCUCCUGCUCCUCCUCGUGGCCUUCAUCUGCUUCAGAAAAACCCGAGCCAACUCCUCUGUUGAUGAAGGAAAAGAGACACAGACCCUGGAGCCCGACCCUGACGGACUCACCUACGCGGAGCUGGACGGACGGGUGCUGCAGGCCAAGCGGGGGGGCCUGGCCCAUGUCCCUAAGCCCGCCCAGCCCAGCGUGUAUGCUGCGAUCAACAAACGUCUCAAGCUCAGUCUUGAAGCCAGUUAUGUCCUUUGGGAGACUGCUCCAGAACUUUGCUCCUCUGAUGAGCUCCCUGCGCCCGGACCCUCCAUCUCCGUCAGCCCCAGCGGGGUGAUCGCCCUGGGGGGAGCCGUCACCAUCUGUUGUCAGUGUCGGUGCGAGGCCAGGAGGUUAUUUCUGUAUAAAGGUGGAAUCAAAAUCUGGGGGCUGGAUGCUGAUGGGGACGGGGGUGAAUUCACCAUCCCCAGCACCAGAUGGGAAGACUCAGGGAGCUACAGCUGCCGAUCUCACUCUGGAUCAGAUCCACCCAACUGGUCGGAUCUCAGUGAUUACGUGCGGAUUGUUGUAGCAGAGCUCAGCUCCCCCAAACCCUCCAUCUUCCUGCGCCCCAGCGAGGGGAUCACCCUGGGGGGAGCUGUGACUGUCCAGUGUCAGGGUCGGCACCAGAACAUGAGGUUCCUUCUGUACAAAGUUGGAAACCAGAAUCUGCUGCAGGACGCGGAGCCGGCUGGGGACGUGGCUGAGUUUCCCAUUCGCAACGUGAGCCGGAGACAUGGAGGGAACUACCACUGCUCUUAUCGCUCCAAAUCAGACCGGCCUGUCCAGUCUGAGCCCAGCGACCCCGUGGAGCUGGUGGUGAGUGGGAGAAAUGGAACAAUUCAUCCCUCAGAGAACAGGGCUCCCGGCUCAAAUGCUGCAAUGAUGCUGGCUUUG
Messenger RNA from Chrysemys picta bellii (western painted turtle), 1752 nucleotides. NCBI's taxonomy places the organism in Eukaryota, Metazoa, Chordata, Testudines, Emydidae. The record is from RefSeq and is a predicted model, not a curated record.